Molecule: messenger RNA, 1752 nt
Organism: Symbiodinium sp. CCMP2592
Lineage: Eukaryota; Dinophyceae; Suessiales; Symbiodiniaceae
Source: the annotation of a GenBank genome assembly
AUGAGCAAGGGGCUUACCUUGAGACCCCUGAUCCCGCUCUUUCUACUCGGGAUCCUUCUUAUCUGGGUUGGUUCUGGAGAAGUACCAACAUCAAUAUCUGUUUGGGAGCGUGGCCAGGACCGCCACGUUGGCAAAGGGCCGCCGCGCAGCGAGCCCACCUUGGCACCGCAGAGAGAGGCGGGCCAGGAGCAAGACUCGCCGGAAGAUCCAAACCGGCAAAGCCAGACAAAGCCGGGAAAGGGUCGUGGCAAGCAGGAAGGUACCGCAGCUGCACAAGUCACGCGCAUAGACUUUGGAUUACCUCAGUCCGUGGUCGCGUCUUUACAGGCUAUUGCUGCGCGCUCAACACAGGACCUUUGGUCCUCCCCCGCUGCUGCCGCUUCCGACCUCACCAUCGAACAACAGCACUCGCGCCAAGCUUCCGCCUCUUACAAGUUGUCGAAGAGGAUCGCAGGGAAUUCCAAAGCGAAGGAGGACCUCGCGGUCGCGUUGGCGGAAUGGGCCGGCACUAUCGGCUUGCAUCUUGCUGGGUUAAUCCAACGUGUCAAGGCCCUCGGAGACAAGAUCGACGAGGACCUUCGAGCAGCGUGCCAGGAGAUGGAGACGACCCUAGCCGAUCUUCCCUCUUCUACGACUGCAGAGCGCAUACAGGCAGCGCAUUCCAAACUGGGGCCUGUUUGGACGCCCCCUCAAGUCGACGAGAUAGUCCGGAUCGCAUCGGCCCUACGUGCUUUCAGUGUAGUGCCCGGCGCGGCCACCAGCAGUGGAGACGGACACUCGGCUGUUUUGGGGACGUCCCUUGGACAUACGUCAACAAUCUCUACGCCGCUCCGGGAGUUCUCGGCUCUUUCCGGAGUACUGGGGACUUCACCGAUCUCGGGAACCUCCGGCCCUCUGCUCGUGGCAGGGCCUGCGAGGAACCUGGAGAGCAUGGAUCCCUCUGCUUGGCCUGGUACGACUGGAGCAGAGGAUGCAGGCAGGGACACAGGGGCCACGGGCUCACGCCAACGACGGUGGAAGAGGGGCAAUGUUGCCCUUCCCCACCGCCCCAGCAAGAGCCCCCGGCGCGAAGAAAGUGGAGGUCCGCCUUCUGUAAGCGAGAGGUCCUUGGAGCCUCCACCGACACCUUGGUUGCGGGGAACCACCGGGCGCACGCCAGAGACGACCCACAGGCCUUCCUUCACCGAGGUGACCGACGACGUCGAGCUCUGGCCCGAUCCAGCCCCAGAGGGACCGGUGUCUUGGCUAACGGCAUGGCGUCGAGCUGCACAGUUCUGCUGCGCCCAUGGCAGCGAGAAGAUCGGGGAGGUGGCGGCCGAUGUGGAACAGGACGCCAUUUGGCCCCUGCAUCUGGGAACGGAAGCAGCGGUCCUCAGCGCUCAAGCAGAAACAGAGGCCUUUUGGGCUGCGUUGCCACAUGCCAUUUCCGAGGCCACCGAGGUGACGUCAGCCGACCUGGUGGCGACCUGCCAGGACCUUCUCCAGAAGCUUCGUCUUUGCCCGAGUGCACUUCCCGGGACCCGACAAGGGGUGGUUGUUCUCAUACAAGCUACGCUCGGCAAUCUUAUGCACUAUCAGCAAUAUGGACCAGCUACCGCACAAGAGUGGCUUUACCCGUCUCUGUUGCUGGAGCACGGCGCGACUUGUCAAGGGAUACUACCCACCCAGCUCGCAGAAUGUAUGCGGCCACUCUUGCGCAUACCGGGGCCUCUUCUGAGCGGAUCCAUGCCGAGUGCAGACGGGGCGCUAUGA